UCGCAAAUUUUCCUAUACCAUGACUUGACUGCUCUUUUCUAGAUUCCUAUCAUAGUAAGAAAAUAGGAUUCGAGCAAUAUAUAAUUGUGAGUUAGUGUUAAAACUUAUAUAAGCGAACUUCUGUCCAUAACGUGGUUUGAUAGAUAAUGGAAGAAGAAGGAAGAUUCGAGGCCGAAGUAGCAGAGGUGCAAGCAUGGUGGAACUCGGAGAGGUUCAAGCUAACCCACCGCCCGUACUCCGCCAAGGACGUGGUGGCGCUCCGCGGCAACCUCAACCAGAGCUACGGCUCCAACGAGAUGGCCAAGAAGCUGUGGCGCACCCUGAAAACCCACCAAGCCAACGCCACCGCCUCCCGAACCUUCGGCGCGCUCGACCCAGUUCAAGUCACCAUGAUGGCCAAACACCUCGACACCAUCUACGUCUCCGGCUGGCAGUGCUCUUCCACCCACACCUCCACCAACGAGCCGGGCCCCGACCUCGCCGACUACCCGUACGACACCGUCCCGAAUAAGGUCGAACACCUGUUCUACGCCCAGCAGUACCACGACCGGAAGCAGAGGGAGGCCAGGAUGAGCAUGACCCGCGAGGAGCGAGCUCGAACCCCUUACAUCGACUACCUGAAGCCAAUUAUAGCCGACGGGGACACCGGGUUCGGCGGCACCACGGCCACCGUGAAGCUGUGCAAGCUGUUCGUGGAGCGCGGCGCUGCUGGGGUUCACAUCGAGGACCAGUCCUCGGUGACCAAGAAGUGCGGCCACAUGGCGGGGAAAGUGCUGGUUUCGGUGAGCGAGCACAUCAAUCGGCUGGUGGCUGCCAGGCUGCAGUUCGACGUGAUGGGCGUGGAGACGUUGCUGGUGGCGAGGACUGAUGCCGUCGCUGCGACUUUAAUCCAGACCAACAUCGACCCGAGGGACCAUCAGUUCAUUUUAGGCGUGACGAACCCGAAUCUUCAGGGGAGGAGCCUGGCGGCGGUUCUGGCUGAAGGGAUGGCGAAUGGGAAAACCGGAGCGGAGUUGCAAGCGAUUGAAGACAAUUGGGUCGAGUCGGCACAGUUGAGGACUUUCUCCGAACACGUGGUGGGCAUGAUUGAGAAAAUGAACGCGCCGGAGCCGGAGAAGCGGAGGAAGGUGAACGAGUGGAUGAAUCUGUCCAGCUACGAGAAAUGCCUCUCCCACGACCAAGCCCGCGAGGUCGCUGCUCGACUAGGGAUCAACAACCUGUUCUGGGACUGGGAUUUGCCGCGAACCAGGGAAGGUUUCUACCGAUUCAAAGGCUCGGUGAUGGCUGCGGUGGUCCGAGGCAGAGCAUUCGCUUCCCACGCGGAUGUGAUCUGGAUGGAGACGUCGAGCCCCGAUCUGGUGGAGUGCACGGAUUUCGCUCAGGGGGUGAAGUCGACCUGCCCGGAGACGAUGCUGGCGUACAAUCUGUCGCCGUCGUUCAACUGGGAUGCUUCCGGGAUGAGCGACGAGCAGAUGAAGGACUUCAUACCGAGGAUUGCGAGGCUGGGUUUUUGCUGGCAGUUCAUUACGCUUGCUGGGUUCCACGCGGAUGCGCUGGUGGUGGACACUUUUGCGCGGGAUUUCGCCCGCAGAGGGAUGCUGGCGUAUGUGGAGAGGAUACAGAGGGAAGAGAGGAGCAAUGGAGUGGAUACUCUGGCGCAUCAGAAGUGGUCGGGUGCUAAUUUCUACGACAGGUAUCUCAAGACUGUGCAGGGCGGGAUUUCUUCCACUGCCGCCAUGGGCAAAGGGGUGACUGAGGAGCAGUUCAAGGAGACAUGGACAAGGCCAGGAGCCAUGGAAAUGGGUGGAGCUGGAACUGAAGUGGUUGCCAAGUCGAGGAUGUAAGAACCAAGAGAGUUAUGGUUGCUAUGGAAGAAGGGUUUGGUUUUGAAGAGGGCGGGGAAUCCAACCAGGAUCCUGACAUUAUGGAACUGGGAUGAAGUGAAUAAUUUGUGUGCCAAAUAAUAGGAUUAUUAUUAUUAUGUUUUACCCUAUUGAGGCGAAAAACGAAGGCCGAUUCUGAGGAAGAAUCCCCAAGGCCACAAUUGUUCUUUUUGGUGAUUUCACUUUGCAUUUUGUAGUCUUCAUUAAAGCCAAUUGCAAGAAUUUGUUUCUGUUCUGUAAUUUUCUCAUCAUGUGAUUCCUAUAUCAAUAUAUGUUCUCCUAUCUGUUGCUUUCCUCCA
Messenger RNA from Linum tenue, 2182 nucleotides. The record is from the annotation of a GenBank genome assembly. Lineage: Eukaryota; Viridiplantae; Streptophyta; Magnoliopsida; Malpighiales; Linaceae.